Molecule: messenger RNA, 318 nt
Organism: Oikopleura dioica
Lineage: Eukaryota; Metazoa; Chordata; Appendicularia; Copelata; Oikopleuridae
Source: the annotation of a GenBank genome assembly
AUGUGGGUUGAAACUAUUCCUACUGUUGGCGUCUGGCUCGGUACUUUCUACCUUGGCUACAUGGCCAAGAUGUACACUGAUGAAGCUGGAACCCACAAGGGUGCUCUUUCCGGUGGUCUCUGGUGGUGGCCCCUGAACUGGUCUAACUCUGGAACUAAGAAGCCUCCAUGUGGUGCCUUCCAGGGCUUUGAAUACACCGUUGAGAACCACCAAUACGGACGAGACAUGCAAAUGGCACUUCGAGCUCACAAUACCGAGUGGAUCCACCCCAACAUCAUGCCCAAGUCGUUCCUCUUCGCCGCUCAGCAGAACAAAUAA